Molecule: messenger RNA, 768 nt
Organism: Laccaria bicolor S238N-H82
Lineage: Eukaryota; Fungi; Basidiomycota; Agaricomycetes; Agaricales; Hydnangiaceae
Exons: 7
Coding region: 1-768 (255 amino acids)
Molecular function (GO): transmembrane monodehydroascorbate reductase activity
Source: RefSeq, a predicted model, not a curated record
AUGCUCUCAAUCGCAACACAACAGGACUCUGAAGACUUUGACCUCCCAUUAAUUUCCCAAUCUGCAGAGCACAACCAAGAAACGUCUCCGAUGGGCUACGAGAGGCGCCAUGAGAUGAUUGAGGGCCGUCAGGGAGAUCCGCUUGCCGAAACUUCUGCCUUGUUCGCUGCAGGCACGCUUGUGAUACUCACAUGGGUUAUCGUGUUGAGCAACGACCCCACGGCUCAAGGGUGGUUUGCUCUCCAUCCUCUGCUCCAAACCCUGGCCAUUUCUUUGUUCACUUACGGCAUUCUCACUUUGCAGCCCACAUCCCAACUGAAAACCAAAGCCGCUGGAUUAUAUAGGCAUCAAGCCGCCAUUUUGCUUUUCGGCCUGCCGUCAAUUUUGCUGGGAACACUUGCCGUGUCGUACAAUAAAUGGUUAAGGGGUGCUCGUCACUUUUCUACGUGGCAUGGUACACUCGGCAUCUUUUGCAUAAUAUGGCUUGUCGCACAGGUUGGCUUGGGCGCAGGGAGUGUGUGGUUUGGCGGCGCUGUCUUUGGUGGUGGGGUCAGAGCCAAAGCAGUUUGGAAAUAUCAUCGGCUUUCUGGGUACAUCCUGUUUCCCCUCUUGCUAUUGACUGCACACCUUGGUGGAGCGUGGUCUAAUUGGGGAGCGAAGUACAGUUCGGGAAGUGUCCGUUUCCUCGCCUAUACGUUGGCGCCUAUUGUGGUUCUCUGUGGAAUUUACAUGCGAAUUAGGAUAUCUAAGAUGCAAUUCAUAAAGUAG